AUGCGAAGUCCCUUGGAGGUUGUUCAUUAUGGACACCAUGGCUUUCCUCUGGAAGCUUCUGCUGCUGGGGCCAUGCCUGACGGACGGAUGCUGCAACAACGCCAUUACAACGCCGCGGCCGCGGCCGGUGCAACCACGACGGCAUGGCGACCCUUGGCGUCUUUCACGCAGGUGCUGCAGUCCGUCUCCCCGGCGUAUCAGCUCAGGCGAAGGCCGGCCGGCAGCAUGAUUCAUACUCAUCAUCAGGAGCACGUCAUGACUAAUGAUAACCCGGAGGCAGGCAGUAGCGGCACCACCAGUCAUGUAAACCAUGUGCAUGGUAACAGUCUUGAUGGGAAUUUGAGGCCAGAAAUGGAAUGGGAUGGUGAGCAGCAGCAGCAGCAGCAGCCAAUCAGCGCUUCUAUGCUGAUGCUGCAGCACUACCAGAAUCCUGGAGGCUUGCCCACUGGCUGGAGGGACUAUUUCUCCUCAGUCAUCUCGCAACAACAGCAUUUCUUCUCGAGCAUCUCUCAGCGACAGCAACACCCCGUGUCCCUGCACGAUCCACGCUCCUCGUCUAGUAAUCAUCCUGGUCAUCCCGUUCCUCGCCCAUCAGGAGAGCUCUUCAGGCCGGCUGUCUACUCUGGAGCAGCUACUUCAGCGCGUGAGAGCACCAGAGUCAUGGGAGCACCAUCUACUCUGGGAGCAGCUAUUCCUGUUGAGGCAACCCAAGAUGUUUCGGCACGCGCAGUUGCAGCCCACGGCGAGGUUCUAGGAGAAUCAAUAUCAGCACCAGAACGCCACCAGCAGCAGCCAACAGCCGGUUACCCUGCUUCUGCUUCCCCUGCGAUUGCAUUUCCUGCCAUGCUCCAACCCAGAGGUCCAGCCGCUUCAUCUGCAGCAGCUUCUUACAUGCGACCUCACGGCCAAAUGGGAUCAGCUGUUGGUGGGGUUGGUGGUGCUGCCUCUGACUCUGCUGCUUCUGCGAGGGCAGCUGGGCAGCACAGCACGGGCCAAGAUGGGUCAGACGCACGGCAAUGGAGCAGCUUGUUGCCUUACAGGUCGACAGUCGUUGCCUCUGCGCUCGAUGCCUCUGCGCUCGAUGCCUCUGUGCUCGUUGCCUCUGCGCUCGAUGCCUCUGUGCUCGUUGCCUCUGUGCUCGAUGCCUCUGCGCUCGAUGCCUCUGCGCUCGAUGCCUCUGCGCUCGUUGCCUCUGCGCUCGACGCCUCUGUGCUCGUUGCCUCUGCGCUCGUUGCCUCUGUGCUCGAUGCCUCUGCGCUCGAUGCCUCUGCGCUCGGUGCCUCUGCGCUCGAUGCCUCUGCGCUCGAUGCCUCUGCGCUCGAUGCCUCUGCGCUCGAUGCCUCUGCGCUCGAUGCCUCUGUGCUCGAUGCCGCACAGGUCUGUGUGUCCCAGCAGGUCGCCACACCAGCUGCAUUGGAGUGUCUUCCAACCCAGUAG
This is a messenger RNA of Closterium sp. Naga37s-1, 1437 nucleotides long. The record is from the annotation of a GenBank genome assembly. NCBI's taxonomy places the organism in Eukaryota, Viridiplantae, Streptophyta, Zygnematophyceae, Desmidiales, Closteriaceae.